Messenger RNA from Thrips palmi, 2599 nucleotides. Its product is annotated as BRCA1-associated protein. The transcript has 10 exons. Gene Ontology annotation, cellular component: cytoplasm. The record is from RefSeq and is a predicted model, not a curated record. NCBI's taxonomy places the organism in Eukaryota, Metazoa, Arthropoda, Insecta, Thysanoptera, Thripidae. Gene Ontology annotation, molecular function: ubiquitin protein ligase activity; zinc ion binding. Bases 150 to 2030 code for a protein of 626 amino acids. Gene Ontology annotation, biological process: protein ubiquitination; Ras protein signal transduction.
UUGGUAGUUGUUUCCGCUCGCAACGGACAAGGAUGUCUGCUGCAGUUUUCAAAGUGUCAUCUGUCGAUCGAACCUUUUAUUCGCAGCCCCGUGAUUCGUGAUGGUGGAUUCCUUUGAUUGCGUAAUUUGUCUUCCUGCUUCCUCUGGGGAUGUCUAUAGCUGUGUCCUUGUGUGUGAUUCGCAUUGAACUGGGUGACGAUAGCGAUACGGAGUCGUCUGCUACGGGAUCAGGCGCUUCUGGUGCAAUGGCUGCUAAGAAUGUGAAACCGAAUGCUCGUCGGGGCAGAAGAGAAAUGCGGGACAUAACGGUGGAGACUUACUCUCGGGCAGGAGAGGAAGUGACUCCGGCCCUUCCCAAUGCGUCUGUGUGGGACAGUGGCCAGACUGCCAUAACUCUGUUCCCAUCGGCACCAGUCCAUGGCGACUCGCACGCUGUUGGAAAAUCAAGUGAAUCAUCUGUCAAACACCCUGUCGCUAGCCAGUCUUCCAUAUCUGAGGAUGAUAUGCCUCCAUCAAGGCGAUCAAUUGAUUUGGAUGAAGCUGAUCCCAUGCUGAGAGGCGAGCGGGAAAGAGUUGGAGAUCCUUCACUCAUCCCCUUUGUGUCAGGAAAUCCUUUUGUUGAAGUUACCAAAGGAAUUCUUCAUUUAUACAAAGAAAAUUCCCUCACUGAAAUGGAAAGCACAUCUGAGCUGAGCCAAACGGUUUGUCUUCUUGCUGUACCAGCAACCAUGACAUGCCACGAUCUGCUAACAUUUACCGCUGCAUGCCAUGAAGACAUACAGCAUGUACGGGUAAUAAGAGAUGGUACACCGAAUCAGUACAUGGUUCUUUUAACCUUCCGCACUCAGCAAGCUGCAACUGAAUUUUAUAAAACAUUUAACGGUGCUGCAUACAAUUCUCUUGAACCCGAUGUUUGCUGCCAUUUGGUGUUCGUGUCAAAAGUUGAGUUGACAAGAGAAGAUGUCCCCCCACCACACCACACAGAGCUACCCACGUGCCCAGUGUGCCUGGAAAGGAUGGAUGAGUCUGUAGAUGGCAUUCUCACAAUUCUUUGUAAUCAUGCUUUUCACACCAGCUGUCUGGCAAAGUGGGGAGAUACAAGCUGUCCAGUCUGCCGAUAUGUACAGACUCCAGAGCUAGUUGCAGAUAACAAAUGCUUAGAGUGCCACUCCUCUGAUCAACUUUGGAUUUGUUUGAUUUGUGGGCAUGUUGGAUGUGGCCGCUAUGUCCAUGGUCAUGCAUACGAGCAUUACUUGCAAACUCAGCACUGUUACUCAAUGCAACUAGGCAGCAAUCGGGUGUGGGACUAUGUGGGAGACAACUUUGUUCACCGCCUGUUGCAAAAUAAAGGAGAUGGUAAACUUGUUGAAGGAAGUGCCCCUGGCAAACAAGAUGUUACCGACGAAAAAUUAGAUUCAGUCCAGUUAGAGUUCACAUAUAUGUUAACAUCACAGCUUGAUUCACAACGCAUGUACUUUGAGGAUCAACUUCUGCGACUAGACCAACAAACACUAGCCGAGGUGAGUGAAAAUGAAAUAUCUUUAUUAGUGCAUGUCCAUUUUGUUCUGUUUCUUUGUAGUAUUAAUUUAUUUUUAUUUCAGCGCACUGAGCUAAAAGAGAAACUUCAAAAGCUACGAGAAGAUAACAAGGCUUUGGAAAGUAAAGUGUCAUCUCUUAGCAGGGAGAAGCAAAUAGCUGACAAGAAGUUGCAGCAAAUGUCAGAACGUUUGAAUGCCACUCAAAAAGAACUUCAAGAAGAAAAGCAGCUGAGUGGAGCACUAACUCAGAAUCAAGGCGGCUGGCAGAAUAAGUUCACUGCUUUGGAAGGCCAGUUUAAACAAUAUCAAUCAGAAAAAGAUAAGGAAAUAAAUGAACUGAAGGAACAGCUGCGUGAUGUCAUGUUCUUCUUGGAAGCUCAAAAGCAGAUAUCUGAAAGUGCUGAUCGUGAGGAAAUUGCUCAAGGCAUUGUCACUAUUGGGGAAGGCCCCUCUUCUUCAAAGCCAUCAAGACGAGGCAAGAAGCAGAGGUGAUUCCUGUACAUGAUCCAUAGAUAUUUUGUCAUUUUAUGUAUUUUCAUUUAUAUUGGAAGAUUCAUAAAAGUUUUCAUGAUGGUCCGUGCAGUAAGCUACUUUAAGUCGAUUCCAAAAUCUUGCUUGCUCAACCAGUUUUUAGUUAGCAUUUCAAUGUUCUAUGUAUCGCCUGUCUUUAUCAUCUCUAGAGUUUUUUGAUGUUUCUAGUUAAGGGGCUACUCUAUUCUAGUAGAAAUGAGCCAUUUUCAAGGAGACGAAAUUUGUCUGUGCAGACUGUAUGUGAUAAAUGUGCUAUAGAUCUUGUAGUUUACUGUGAUAUUUAAGGUAUUUUCUUACUUUUCAUUAUGUUAUCAUAGUUUUCUCUUUGUAAUUCAGUUUAAUGAUGCUGAAAUCUCCAAGUUUACUUACAAUCUUCUUCACUCCUUCACUAUAAGAAGUGCAUAUUUCAAAGUCUUAGAAUGUAAAAUAAUUUUUUUUAAAAGUUAAUCAUGAUGGCACAACUUUAAUAUAAUAUUUGAUUUCAUUUGCUUUGUUCUAUGAUACUUAAAGAAUAAACAAACUGAAACUUA